Molecule: messenger RNA, 1018 nt
Organism: Chiloscyllium plagiosum (whitespotted bambooshark)
Lineage: Eukaryota; Metazoa; Chordata; Chondrichthyes; Orectolobiformes; Hemiscylliidae
Source: RefSeq, a predicted model, not a curated record
CUUGCUGAAGAAGAAGGACUCGCCGCCACAGCCCCCGAAGAAGAACUACGCCCAGGAGUACGAGUUCGAGGACGAAGAGAAGGAGGAUGUGCCGGCCGACAUCCGGCUCAACAACCGGCGGCUCCCCGACCUGCUGCCCGACCUCAUCUCCAGCUGCCGGACCCGCACCAACCUCAGCCCCGUCUCCGACAUUGACUUCUGUUCUGGCAACAACCUGAACGGUGGCAAGAAGAAGGCCAAGAGGGCGUCCAAGCCAAAGGAGAAAGGGCCCCCGAGACCCCGGGGCCGACCGCGGAUCCGGCCCCUUGAGCCCCCCCAGGGCGUGGCUCAAGACGGACCCAAGAAAAGGGGCCGGGGCAGGGGAAGGGGCAAGAAGAUCACGGAGAAUGAAAACGAGGGCUUCAAAAUGGAGAAGCCAGUGAAACCCGGCAAGGGCAAGGUUCAAGGGUCAAAGGCGAGUGAGAUUUUGCCCAUCGAGCCUCCAGAGUCUGUCCCAGCGGAGAGCGUCUUGGAGAACAGUCAAACCCAAGAAAAGAUCAAAAAGAAAAUAAAAGAGGUGGAGGAGAAGCAGCCGGAAAUGAAAUCUGGAUUCAUGGCCUCGUUCCUGGACUUCCUGAAAUCGGGAAAAAGGCAGCAGCUGCCAGCCACGACCUCCAGCCCGCAGAAAGGACGCCCCUCAUCGGUCAUCAACCAGCCGUCGCAGGCUUCCUUCGGCCUGGCACAGUCAAUGCUGUCAGGGCCUCUGGACGCCUCGGAGAGCGACAGCCUCAUGAGCUGCGCCAGCCCCUGCAAGAGGUUCGACGACGACCUCAAGAAGAACCUGGAGACUCUGCCGUCAUUCUCGUCCGACGAGGAGGAUUCCGUCAGCAAGAACCAGGACCUGCAGAAGAGCAUCACCUCUGCCAUCUCUGCCCUCUACGACCCGAUGGAUCGCAAGGAGAACGACACGACAGGUACCGUGCUUUCUUUCCAAACGUGAGGGAAUCAAGGUGGGAAACCGGCAGGAAUUCAAAGUUAA